CAUGAAUUACAACUCUUUGGUACCAUCAUCCCUCUGCAAUUAACCAAAACAACUCUGGAAAAAGCAAACACUGACGCCACCAAAACCACCGCGUUUCCCUUAAUUUCCAAAGGCAACAUUUCCAGGAAAUACACAUAGCGGAAGACAACCCUACUUCCAUCAUCUUCUUCAUAAAACCUUCAGCAAAUGUCAUAUUUAAACCCUCAUCCGCCAUUGUUGAAUGCUUACUGCUUACUCCACACAACCUCAAUAUAAAACCACCAUGAACCGUCUCCUCUACGAGUCUGUUCUAAAGGGUGAUCUCAUCACCUUCCUCAAACUCGUUCGAGAAAACGAAACCCUGAUCACAGAGAGAGUGCUGGAGUCUUUGAACACUGUGUUACACUUAGCGGCUCGAUUCGGGCACCUUGAAUUGGCUUCGGAGAUAUUGAGAUUGUGUCCGGAAAUGGUUUUGGCGGAGAACGUGGACCUGGAGACGCCGUUGCAUGAGGCUUGCAGAGAAGGUCAGGUGGAGAUGAUGAAGGUGUUAAUAGCGGUGGAUGAAGGGGUGGUCGGAAAAGUGAAUUGCAGAGGUGAGAGUGUGUUUUUUGUGGCGUGUGAGAGAGGGAGGAUGGAAGUGGUGAAGCAUUUGAUAGAGUUUCAAUGGCUUCUGAUGCAUGAACUCGAUGCUUUUGUUUGUUCUAUCCAUGUUGCUGCUGCUGCUGGACACACAGAAAUAGUGAAGGAAAUAAUCAAGGUGAGGCAAGAGUUUGCAAGAAAAGCUACUUCACAAGGAUACUCCCCUUUGCAUUUGGCUUGUAGCAAAGGCCAAAUAGAUACAAUAAGGGAGCUUCUAGAUUUGGAUCAAGACCUAUCUUGCCUCCAAGAUCACAAUGGUUGGACACCUCUACAUUGGGCAUCCAUGAAAGGGAGAGUCGGAAUCAUCGGUGAGAUAACCUCCUCGAGCCGUGAAUCGGUUGAUAUUGUCACCAGCCAUGGCGAAACCGUUCUUCAUUUGGCAGUUAAGUACAACCAGUUUGACGCUUUAAGGUACUUAAUGGAAACCCUCAAUGUCACUGAGCUCAUCAACGUUCAAGACAAUGAUGGAAACACCGUGUUACACUUAGCAACAGUCGCAAAACUCACUACGGUGGUGACAUAUCUACUUAAACGUGGAGUGGAUGUAAAUGCGAUCAAUCGUAAAGGCCAUACAGCUCUCGAUGUUGUCGAAUCCGAUGGCAGCAACUCCGCUGCUCUCCAAAUCGUUCCAGCCCUCUUAGAACAUGGAGCAAAAACAUGCCACCAAUUGCCUCGAACCUCUCGAGAUAUCCAAGAACACCAUUUUAUGAUCACACGUUCAAGAAAACAACACAAUAACAUCGACUCUCCAACUCAACACUACCGUCGUUACAAAAGGAAACGGUCGAAACAAAUCGAACUUCAAAACGAAGGCCUCCGAAACGCUAGAAACACCAUAACAGUCGUCGCAGUUCUAAUAGCAACCGUCACGUUCUCAGCCGGAUUAAACCCUCCCGGAGGAUUUCAUCAAGAUUCCGGCAAGGCAACAAUGGGAACAAAAUCUCCGUUUAAGGUGUUUCUUGUCUGCAACAUUAUGGCAUUGUUCUUAUCUUUAGGAAUCGUUAAUGUUCUUGUGAGUGUGAUUCCCUUUCGAAGGAAAUCGAUGAUGAGAGUGUUGGUAGCUACACAUAAAAUCAUGUGGGUGUCGACCAUGUUCAUGGCGUCGGCCUUUAUUGCCGGAAUUUGGACCAUUUUGCCGGAAGGUUCAGGAUCACGGUGGGUGACGAUUGAAUUGAUGGUGAUUGGGGUUGGAUGCAUGCUGGUGGUGCUUUCAGGGUUAAGCGUUUUGUUGGUGAAACAGUGGUCGAGAAAACAAGAAUGGCGGAGAAGAAACGAGAAGAAGAAGAUGAAGGCUGGAUCGCCGAAUGGUAGCGUCAAUAGUCGCGUUGAUGAACUGCAUUUUGUUAAGAAUUAUAGUCGUGAAUCUUCUAGUAACUCGGAUAUUGAUAGUUCUGAUCAUGGUUAUCAUGUUUACUGAUCCACCAUUUUUAUCGUUUACUUAAUAUCUUGAUAUUUUGUACGAGUUCGUAGUAGUUAUUUCUGUAAUUGUUGUAUAUAAAUAGCAGUUAUGCAAAAUCUAC
Cynara cardunculus var. scolymus (artichoke) is the source of this 2138-nucleotide messenger RNA. Its product is annotated as ankyrin repeat-containing protein NPR4-like. NCBI's taxonomy places the organism in Eukaryota, Viridiplantae, Streptophyta, Magnoliopsida, Asterales, Asteraceae. Gene Ontology annotation, molecular function: protein phosphatase regulator activity; protein phosphatase 1 binding. The record is from RefSeq and is a predicted model, not a curated record. Gene Ontology annotation, cellular component: plasma membrane. The transcript has 3 exons. The coding region runs from base 221 to 2035 and encodes 604 amino acids.